AUGGAUCAGCAGUUGAAACUUCUUGAAGACGAUUGUGCCGCUUACCGUCAACUUAUUGAUUACCUCAAAGAAAAGCACUCGAAUGCUGACAUCGCGUCGUACAAGCAAACGUUGCGGAAUCUUAAGGCUGAGGAGAGCGCACUCAAAGCCCAGUUCGAUCAGCUUUGUACCGAAGAAGCGCGUUUGGAUGCUGAAUUGAUGGAGAAGAAAGCAGCUCUGGAAGAGAAGACCGAAGAGGAGGCAAGCAGGUGGCGUCAGUUUAGAGAUAAUCACAGGCGUCUUCUCGAUCUGGACGAGAAGACACGUAACGCUGAUGCAGAGCUUCGAUAUGCUGCGGAACAGCAUCGACGCCUUGCAAACACCAAUGCACUCGACCUUGUUUUUAAUAUUUGGGUUGAUCCAUCGGAUGGAAUUAUU
Molecule: messenger RNA, 417 nt
Organism: Cooperia oncophora
Lineage: Eukaryota; Metazoa; Nematoda; Chromadorea; Rhabditida; Trichostrongylidae
Source: the annotation of a GenBank genome assembly